Molecule: messenger RNA, 4248 nt
Organism: Silurus meridionalis
Lineage: Eukaryota; Metazoa; Chordata; Actinopteri; Siluriformes; Siluridae
Gene: ogdhb
Product: oxoglutarate dehydrogenase b
Exons: 24
Coding region: 300-3455 (1051 amino acids)
Biological process (GO): tricarboxylic acid cycle
Cellular component (GO): mitochondrion; oxoglutarate dehydrogenase complex
Molecular function (GO): oxoglutarate dehydrogenase (succinyl-transferring) activity; thiamine pyrophosphate binding
Source: RefSeq, a predicted model, not a curated record
GCCGGUGUUUGAAACUUGGCACACACACACACACACACACACACCAGUGAUGGUGCUGGUGCUGGCUAUGACAUCGAGAAUUCCAGCAAUUGUGUAAAACGUUAAAUUGAACUGUCAAAAUUGUGAAGAUUCUCCAUCACGGUCACGAGGAAGAGAAGUUUAGCUUGUGGAACUGCCCAGACAAGAAGACAUCUGUUAACAUCAGGCGAGGUGUUUCUCUGUUGUUUUGGCACUAAGGAGUGACUUCUGGCUGUUCAUUUGGAUUGAUAAAGAAGAGCAGAGCUGAUUUAAAGACUGCAAUGUAUCACUUAAGGACUUGUGCUGCUCGUCUUCGGCCUCUCACAGCUGCAAAGGGGACUCAGAAUGUUCUGCAGCAGAGGUCAGCAGCUUGUGCACUAAGGACAUUUCAGCCAUCCAGGUGCUACACGACGCCUGUUGUUGCUGAGCCUUUCCUCAAUGGUACAAGUUCAAACUAUUUGGAGGAGAUGUACUAUGCAUGGCUGGAGAACCCUGGGAGUGUACAUAAGUCUUGGGACACCUUCUUUCGCAAUGCUAACGCUGGCGUUCCACCUGGCACUGCCUACCAAAGUCCUUAUUCACCUGCAGCGAUAACAUCAGCGCUUCCUCAGGAGCUGGUUGGAUCUCAAGCCAAAGUAGAGAAGCUAGUUGAGGACCACCUGGCUGUGCAGUCUCUCAUCCGUGCAUACCAGGUGAGAGGUCACCACGUGGCCAAACUUGAUCCUUUGGGCAUCAAUUGUGUAAAUUUUGACGCUUCCCCGGUUACAGUGGGGUUCCACCAAAUACGUGGGCAUCACGUUGCCCAGCUGGACCCCUUGGGAAUUAUGGAUGCUGAUCUUGAUUUGUGUGUCCCCAUGGAUAUUGUCACGUCUUCCAGUAAGCUUGGUUUCUACGGUUUGAGUGAUUCGGACCUGGAUACAGUGUUCCGACUUCCCACCACCACCUUCAUCGGGGGCAGUGAAAGUGUCCUGCCACUCAGGGAGAUUAUUCACCGUUUAGAGAUGGCCUACUGUCAGCAUAUUGGAGUGGAGUUUAUGUUCAUCAACAAUUUAGAGCAGUGCCAAUGGAUCCGGCGGAAGUUUGAAACGCCUGGCACGAUGCAGUUUACUCCAGAGGAGAAACGAAAUCUUCUGGCCCGCAUGGUUCGCUCUACUCGGUUUGAAGAGUUCCUGCAGAGAAAAUGGUCCUCAGAGAAGCGUUUUGGACUUGAGGGAUGCGAAGCACUCAUCCCUGCCCUUAAGACAAUCAUUGACAAGUCGAGUGAGAAUGGCGUAGAGAAUGUGAUCUUGGGCAUGCCCCAUAGAGGACGUUUGAAUGUACUGGCCAACGUCAUCCGUAAAGAGCUGGAGCAAAUUUUUUGCCAGUUUGAUUCCAAACUCGAGGCUGCUGACGAGGGUUCAGGUGACGUUAAGUAUCACCUGGGGAUGUAUCACAGACGAAUUAACCGUGGGACUGAUCGUAACAUCACCCUGUCCCUGGUGGCCAAUCCCUCUCACUUGGAAGCAGUAAACCCAGUAGUGCAGGGCAAGACCAAAGCUGAGCAGUUUUACUGUGGGGACACUGAAGGCAACAGGGUGAUGUCUAUCCUGCUGCAUGGAGAUGCUGCAUUUGCUGGGCAGGGCAUUGUGUAUGAGACCUUUCACCUGAGUGAUCUACCCUCCUACACCACUCAUGGGACAGUACAUGUGGUAGUCAACAACCAGAUCGGCUUCACCACUGACCCACGAAUGGCUCGCUCUUCCCCCUAUCCCACUGACGUGGCUCGGGUGGUUAAUGCCCCCAUCUUCCACGUCAAUGCUGAUGACCCAGAGGCUGUGAUGUAUGUGUGCAAUGUUGCUGCCGAGUGGAGGGCGACAUUCCAUAAAGACGUGGUAGUGGACUUGGUAUGUUACCGGAGGAACGGGCACAACGAGAUGGAUGAGCCAAUGUUCACUCAGCCUCUGAUGUAUAAACAGAUUAAAACGCAGAAGCCUGUGUUGCAGAAAUAUGCUGAAAAGCUCAUAUCAGAGGGAGUUGUCACCAGCCAGGAGUAUGAGGAAGAGGUUGCCAGUUAUGACAAGAUCUGCGAGGAGGCUUACGCUCGCUCCAAAGACAAGAAGAUCCUCCACAUUAAGCACUGGCUUGACUCUCCUUGGCCUGAUUUCUUCAUGCUGGAUGGCCAGCCGAAGAGCAUGAGCUGUCCCUCCACUGGUCUAAAGGAAGAGCAGCUUGUACACAUUGGAAAGGUGGCCUCUACUGUGCCUGUUGAUGGUUUCACCAUCCAUGGAGGUCUGAGCCGCAUCCUGAGGAGCAGAGAGGCGAUGGUAGAGAAUCGGACAGUGGAUUGGGCCCUGGGCGAGUACAUGGCGUUUGGCUCCCUGCUGAAGGAGGGCAUCCAUGUUCGGCUUAGCGGGCAAGACGUGGAGAGAGGCACCUUCAGCCACCGCCACCAUGUUCUGCACGAUCAGAAGGUAGACAAGAGAACCUGUAUCCCUAUGAAUUACAUCGACCCAAACCAGGCUCCUUACACUGUGUGCAAUAGUUCACUCUCUGAGUAUGGGGUAUUAGGCUUUGAGCUGGGCUUUGCGAUGGCAAGCCCUAAUGCACUGGUGCUCUGGGAGGCACAAUUCGGAGACUUCCACAACACAGCGCAGUGCAUCAUCGACCAGUUCAUAUGUGCUGGCCAGGCCAAGUGGGUGCGCCAAAAUGGCAUUGUUCUGCUGCUUCCCCAUGGCAUGGAGGGAAUGGGUCCCGAACACUCCUCUGCACGUCCGGAGCGUUUUCUUCAGAUGUGCAACGAUGACCCUGAUGUUUUCCCUAAAAUCACAGCAAACUUUGAGGUUCAGAACCUGUAUGACUGUAACUGGAUUGUAGUGAACUGCUCCACUCCAGCCAACUACUUUCAUGUGCUAAGGAGGCAGAUCCUUCAAACCUUUCGCAAACCUCUCAUUAUUUUCACGCCCAAAUCCUUGUUACGCCACCCAGAAGCCAAGUCCACAUUCGAUGACAUGCUCCAAGGUACACACUUCAAGCGUUUGAUCCCAGAGGAGGGCUUAGCAUCCCAGAAUCCAGCUGGAGUGAAGCGCAUAAUCUUCUGCACUGGAAAGGUGUACUAUGACCUGACCAAACAGCGCAAGAACAAAGAAAUGGAGGCUACGGUGGCCAUUGCACGCAUUGAACAGCUCUCGCCGUUCCCAUUUGACUUGGUAAAAGCAGAGAUUGAUAAGUAUCCAGAGGCUGAUCUGGUGUGGUGCCAAGAGGAGCACAAGAACCAGGGUUACUAUGAUUACAUCAGGCCACGCAUCCACACCACCAUCGCCCGGGCACGUUCUGUCUGGUACGCUGGCCGUGAGUCUGCUGCUGCCCCAGCCACUGGGAACAAGAAAGCCCACCUACUUGAGCUGGAUCGUUUUCUAAAUACUGCCUUCAGCCUGGAUGCCUUUCGUGACCAGUCCUAAAUACCAGUCAACCCCACCACAGUUAUAUACCGAAACCAUUUUCCAGUCAUUACACUGGCACCUCUCUGUAUUGCUACAGUAGAAAUGGAGCAUAAGAGAUGGUAAGUCAGGUUACACUUUGGUGCAAUAAUUGUUUUAUUUUAUUAAGUUCAAAACACUGGUUACAUUGAAACUGGGAACAUUGUUGCUGGUAUUCUAGGAGAACGGAGAGACUGGUUGCAUAUUAUAAAUAUUGCUGCUUUUACUGCUGACGAGAUGCAUGAAUCAAUAAAGACAUUUUAGCCUUUUUAUUUUCUUAUUUUGUUUACACUAUUUAUGUAUCCAAAUGCACGCAAAAAUGCAAAAGGAUUGUGACACAAAUUCAUGUCCAAUUGUGUGUGUUUAACCAGGUGGAUAAGGCCAGUAAAAGUUUAAUGAGCAAGUGGAAACAAAUGGACGUUUUCAUUAAUUUGAAUGUGUGUAUAUUGUUUUUAAACAAAUGGAAUGGAAUAGAAUGUUCUGUGCUUGCCUGUUUUAGUUAUUAAAUUUCACUGAUUAAUUGAUUGUACACAAGAUCCUGUUUUAAUUGUCCUGUGUAUGUGUAUCUUCUGUUAUUUAUAUCCUCAUCAAUUUUUAUCAGACCUCUAUGCAAAAAACUCAGGAUGCUACCGAGGUCAAAAUAUAAAGUAUUAUUUUAUUGUCAGCAGGAUGCCAAACAGACCAAACUAGUGCAAGGGAAUUUUGUUUAUUUUCUUAUAUUGCACAUUGGACAAUAAAAAUACCUCAUUCAAUAAAAGUAUAUUGGUUUUGUUGA